Suricata suricatta (meerkat) is the source of this 939-nucleotide messenger RNA. Its product is annotated as olfactory receptor 6C74-like. Gene Ontology annotation, molecular function: G protein-coupled receptor activity; olfactory receptor activity. Gene Ontology annotation, cellular component: membrane. The record is from RefSeq and is a predicted model, not a curated record. NCBI's taxonomy places the organism in Eukaryota, Metazoa, Chordata, Mammalia, Carnivora, Herpestidae. Gene Ontology annotation, biological process: G protein-coupled receptor signaling pathway. Bases 1 to 939 code for a protein of 312 amino acids. The transcript is spliced from 2 exons.
AUGGAAAACCAUACACAAGUGACAGUGUUUAUCCUGACAGGUUUGACUGAUGAUCCCCAACUGAAAGUUGUGCUAUUUGUCUUCCUGCUUCUCACCUACUUGCUAAGCGUCACUGGCAAUCUGCUCAUCAUCACACUCACCCUGCUGGAUAUCCACCUCAAGACUCCCAUGUAUUUUUUCCUUCGGAAUUUUUCCUUCUUAGAAAUUUCCUAUACUUCCACAUGCAUCCCUAAAUUGUUGGUUUCUAUGGCAACUGGGGACAAAACCAUUUCCUAUAACAAUUGUGUUACUCAAGUGUUUUUUGCCUUCCUUCUUGGUGCAUCUGAAUUUUACUUGCUGGCAGCCAUGUCCUAUGACCGCUAUGUGGCCAUCUGUAAGCCCCUGCAUUACAUGACCAUCAUGAACAGUAAGAUCUGCAUACUACUUGUCUGCUGUUGUUGGCUUGCUGGGUUUUUAGUCAUCUUUCCACCUCUCCUCUUAGGCAUAAACCUUGACUUCUGUGCCUCCAACAUUGUUGAUCAUUUCUACUGUGAUACGACUCCCCUGCUGCAGAUCUCCUGCUCAGACACACAGCUCUUAGAGACCAUGGGAUUCAUUUGUGCAGCAGUGACACUUGUGGUCACGUUGCUAAUGGUGAUUAUUUCAUACAGCUUUAUUGCAUUGACAAUUCUGAAAAUCCCUUCAACGAGUCAGAGGAAAAAGGCUUUUUCAACAUGUUCUUCUCACAUGGUUGUGAUAUCUCUUUCUUAUGGCAGCUGUAUCUUCAUGUAUGUUAAGCCGUCAGUAAAACAAAGAAUAUCAUUUUCCAAGGGAAUUGCAGUGCUCAAUACCUCCAUUGCUCCACUUUUAAAUCCUUUCAUCUACACUUUAAGGAAUCAGCAAGUGAAAAAAGCCUUCAUGAACAUGAUACAUAGGGUUGUUUCUUUCUCAAGAAAAUGA